AUCGGGAUAAUGGAUCAAUGAAAGAAUUCAAUGCAUUACUUAUUAUGGCUACGCUGGGUGUAAUCCUAUCUUCGUGCCUUUCAAAAUCUAUCCCACCUCCAUGCUUUUUGGAUCCAAUGGAUUGUAGUGAUAUCUUCGCCGUCUUCUUUAAACGGUUGCGCGUGUAAUGUAGUGUUAAUGAGAGGACUGCUUUUGCCCACUUGGUUUUGCUGCAGUGGUGUAUCCUGAAGGUUCUGAAUAGAGGAUUUUUUUCUGCUGUGUGGUUCUUCUAAGCUCAGGUGGUUCUUGGUGAAGUGGGUUGUCUCGUUGGUUAAUUGUUUUGAGCUGAGAGUUUGCGAUACAGUUGGGCGGGUAGUUGUUCUGUUUGGAUUGUUAUUUGAGUGAGUCCCUAUACAGCAAGCGAGUUCUGGUGCAGCUAUGGCAGCCUCUGUAAGGGACGUACCAAUGUGUACAACUUGCUGCAGUUUUGGUUCCGUGGCAUCGACGCCAGGUUGCAGUAAUUUUGAGCUCUCGGACGCGGCCGGACAGAGUCUUCGGUUUACAUUCCCCGCUGAUGGAAUGCUGAAGCUUCCUUUGAGAAAUCGCCAGAGGAGAAAGCAGCUAGGGAUGCAGGUAGUGGCGAGGUCGUUUGACUCUCCGCUGAUCGAAGGGUUUGAAAGUACACUGCAGAACUUGUGGCAUGAUCCGAAGUUUACAAAUAAUUCAAAAGAUUCUGCAGCAAUUGGCACCUCCUCACCUGUCACUACUUCACAGGAACAGUUCGGGGCUCGCAUUAAUGAAGUAGAAGGUAAUAUCAGCAACCAGAAUGCAUCUCAAUAUAUACAAGCUACUGCAUUUAAGGAUGGGACGCUUGCAGAGAGACAUGCAGAUAUUGGUCAUGAUUUUGAUACAAAGAGAUCUGCAAGAUGUAGGCCGCCGCAAAUGUCUAUAUCACAAGGCUUUUCGUCAGCGGGGAGGCGUGCAGUGUCCCACACCGCAGUACCGGCUGGCCAUCCUUUGCACAGCGUCAAAUUGCCAGGGCCGAUGGGUAUUGUAAUUGCAUUUUCAGUUGCAGCUCUUGGAUUGAAGACUGCUGUGAAGAAUCAAGGCUUUAUGCCUGGCACUCCACAGUUUGCGAAAAAUGCGAUGGGUAUGGAGUGCAAUCUUGUCAUGUUUGCCAGGGGCGUGGUAUUCUUACCUGGGAGGGCAAGCUUCGGCAUACUGACCCUUGUCCACUAUGUAUUGGACGCUGUAUAGAAAAGUGUUCAAGCUGUGGAGGGGUGAAGAGGAGAAAAGGCUUGCCUCCAGCUCUGGAGUCUAGUUUGUCGAUCAAGUUUGGCUCAAAUAAGAAAUGAAGUUUAGGAGACGAUAUUACUUAAUCACACACAGAUGUUGAGAUCCAAGUUUGCCAUAACUUUGUACAUUACUGUAAAUUGCAUUCGUGAGGAGAACCACAGGGUGUGCAUCUCACGAAUGGGAUAUAGUUAUUAUAAAAGUUUCCAUUUUGAUAUUGAAAUAUUAAGUUUUCAAAAUUUGUACACACCAGUGUAGAUUUAUAAUUUGAAUUAAAGAUUUUGCCGUUAAGAGAU
Messenger RNA from Physcomitrium patens, 1568 nucleotides. The record is from RefSeq and is a predicted model, not a curated record. NCBI's taxonomy places the organism in Eukaryota, Viridiplantae, Streptophyta, Bryopsida, Funariales, Funariaceae.